AAUGCUACCUAAGCUGCGAAGCUGCUAAGCUGCUAAAAAACAUUAAAGAUUUAUAUUUACCUAACCUUAGUCAUUUUUGUCUUCAAUUUUUGAGAAUCUCGUUAUUCAAUCACCCUCCCAUCGCAAGCUGGAAGAAUAUGGCAACCAGAUCAAUUGCUAGAUUCCUCCAGUACCAUCCCAUAAGCCGCCCCUCCACCACUCUUCUCCCAUCUCUACUGCGCCCCUCCCCCCGCAUCGCGCAAAUCUCACAACCAUUGGCUCGUCGAUUCGCUCAUGCCAUACCCAAACCGUCUCCGACAACAUCCUCCUCCUCCUCCUCCUCUACCUCUUCAACACCAUCCGAGAAGCCCAAGAAGUUCCUCGAGCCACACUAUGAAUUAACCUUCACCUGCGUGCCGUGCGGCGACCGCUCGACGCACGUCGUGUCCAAGCAGGGCUACCACAAGGGCUCCGUGCUCAUCACCUGCCCGUCGUGCCGCAACCGCCACAUCAUCAGCGACCACCUGGGCAUCUUCGGGAACCAGCACAUCACCGUCGAGGACCUCAUGCGGGACAAGGGACAGCUGGUGAAGCGCGGAACCCUCGGCGAGGAUGGCGACGUGGAGUUCUGGGAAGACGGGACUGUGACCAAGCGCAGAGCCGACGCAGCUAGCAGUACGACUACUACUCCUACAAAUCCGGAGGCGAAGGAAAGUUCGAAAUAAACUAGACAGCGUAGCCCAUUGCAACAAAACCAAAACCACAAGAGCAUGAAGCGACGAGGUAAUACGGAAGCAGAGUCUGCCCCGGUUACCAUCCGUGUGGGUCCACAAGGACCCGGGUCAAGCCAAAAGAAAGAACAAAGGCCGCCACAUGGGUUUGAACGAACGCCAGAGCCGAUCGCGAUGCACCUAACAACCAGGUACCUAUGGUGAAUUGGUAUUGAAUCACACUAUUGUGACAGACCACACACUGUAGCGAAGCAACUCCCCUCCCAGACUUUAAACAAGCACACAUUAGAGCCGAGUACUUAACCGCAAAAUGCUUAGAACUAGCACUGUCUCUAGUAUCUAAGUUCUUGGUUGUGUAAAUAUGUAUCUUGUCUUAUGGCAAGAUAGUCUCGCUUCGUGGCACUCUCCCUCCAGCUAAAAACAGAUAGGAUAUGAAAGAUGGGCAUCUUCGUAUGCGGGGUGUGAGAUCCACCUAGCCGUGUUGUGCGCUUUGUACAUAGUACUGUCAUUAUCAAAUAGAAGACUAGCACAUAGAAGUUGAUGAUGCUCAUU
This is a messenger RNA of Hypoxylon fragiforme, 1262 nucleotides long. RefSeq names its product DNL zinc finger-domain-containing protein. The transcript has a single exon. The coding region runs from base 138 to 704 and encodes 188 amino acids. Lineage: Eukaryota; Fungi; Ascomycota; Sordariomycetes; Xylariales; Hypoxylaceae. Gene Ontology annotation, biological process: protein stabilization; protein folding; protein import into mitochondrial matrix. Gene Ontology annotation, cellular component: mitochondrion. The record is from RefSeq and is a predicted model, not a curated record. Gene Ontology annotation, molecular function: zinc ion binding; protein-folding chaperone binding.